AUGGCCCAUGAUAAUCUCGUGUGCUUCUAUUUCCUUUCAAGCAUCUUCUUCUUCGGUUUAUCGUCCUCGAACUCGAUAUCGUUCCAAGAGGGAUUCGACCCGUUGUACGGCGAACAAAACGUAGUCCCGUACGACGAAGCCAACACAUCGGUUCGAAUCUCGAUGGACGAGACAACAAGCUCCGGCUUCCACUCGAAGCUAACCUACACGAGCGGCCGCUUCGAAACAUCCCUAAAGCUCCCGAGAAAAAACUACACGGCCGGCGUCGUCGUCACCUUCUACAUGAGCAACGCCGAUCAACACCCGUCGUCUCACGACGAGAUCGACUUCGAGUUUUUAGGUCACGUGCACGGCCAAAAGUGGGCCGUGCAGACCAACUUCUACGGCAACGGGAGCACGUCCCGCGGCCGUGAGGAGAGGUACGAGCUCCCGUUCGACCCGUCCGCGGACUUCCACCGGUAUGGGAUUCUGUGGACCGAGAUGCGGAGGAUCACGUUCUAUGUGGACGGGGUACCCAUCCGCCACGUGGCGGGUGAUGUGGCGGGUGAGGACUUCCCGUCGAAGGCGAUGAGGGUUUACGGGACGAUAUGGGACGGGUCGAGUUGGGCGACUGAGGGAGGGUUGUACAAGGUGGAUCAUAGGUAUGGGCCGUUUGUGGCGGAGUACUCGGGUUUUUUGAUGGGGGGUGGGGAUUGGGUUGGGCUUGAAUUGGGCCGGGAGGAGCAGGCCCGGAUGGAGGGUUUUAGGAGGAGGUGGAUGACGUAUUCGUAUUGUUAUGAUAAGAAACGGUAUGCGGUGGCGUUGCCGGAGUGUGUUUUUGAGGGCGGGGAGUUUGAGCGUUUGAGGAGAUUCGAUCCUUGGACGUUUGGGUCUUCUAGAAAGUGA
Molecule: messenger RNA, 885 nt
Organism: Striga asiatica
Lineage: Eukaryota; Viridiplantae; Streptophyta; Magnoliopsida; Lamiales; Orobanchaceae
Source: the annotation of a GenBank genome assembly